This is a messenger RNA of Cyclopterus lumpus (lumpfish), 3088 nucleotides long. RefSeq names its product zinc finger and BTB domain containing 24 (gene zbtb24). The coding region runs from base 333 to 2351 and encodes 672 amino acids. Gene Ontology annotation, biological process: regulation of transcription by RNA polymerase II. Lineage: Eukaryota; Metazoa; Chordata; Actinopteri; Perciformes; Cyclopteridae. Gene Ontology annotation, cellular component: nucleus. The record is from RefSeq and is a predicted model, not a curated record. The transcript is spliced from 7 exons. Gene Ontology annotation, molecular function: protein binding; RNA polymerase II cis-regulatory region sequence-specific DNA binding; DNA-binding transcription factor activity, RNA polymerase II-specific.
CCCGCGCGCGCGCGCGCGCGUGUGUGUGUGUGUGCACGCCGAGGCUGUUACAAAUAGAAACGUCCUUGGUGUAACGCACUAUUUCAUGCGCGGACGUUGUUACUUCCGCGUGUUUCUGACGCGCAGCGGCUGCAUUGUGUGUGUGUGUGUGGGAGACGAUAGCACGUUAGCUUGCUUGCUAACACUCAAGUUGUUCCUGCGGGCUUCAGCUGUAGUUUUGAGACCAAACACGAGUUAACGUUGUGUGAACGUGGUGGCGUCAGUGCGCGAUACUUUUAGAAUAACGUGCACGAAGUCAUGAGAGGAACACGAGUGACCGUUAGGAGGAGAAGAUGUCCCAGAAGGCCACAGACACGACCUCGUCGCCCAUGGCCCUCCAUUCAGAUUCACACAAGCAGAGCAUCCUGAGCAAGUUUGACACGCUCAGGAAAAGGGACCUCCUGUGCGACAUCACUCUGGUUGUGGGAGACGUGCAGUACAAGGCGCACAAAGCCCUGCUGGCGGCGAGCAGCGAGUACUUUUCCCUCAUGUUCACGGCAGAAGAUCAGAUCGGCCAGUCGACCUACCGGCUGGACGGCAUGGCGGCCGAGACGUUCGCGGCGGUGCUGGAUUUCAUCUACAGCGCCCGGGUGUCGGUGGAGGAGAGCGCCGCGGAGCAGCUCCUGGCCACGGCUCGUCUCAUGGAGGUCAACGACCUCGUCCAGGUGCUCGCUCGACUCUCGCACUCGACUGCGGCGAGUAGAACCGGGGAGGUAGAGGUCGACCCGGAUCUGUUGUCGAGAUGCAAAAGAGGACGGCCGAAGAAAAAUGUGCCCGUGACUCAGAGCUCGGAGGAGAGGCUGGCCGGACGCGGGGACCGCGACGAUGAUGAUGAUGAUGAUGAUGGAGUUGGAGAGUCGCCUGCUGCUAAAAACGAUGCCUAUUGCAACUCGGGAGGCAACCAGAGCCGGAAGAGCAAACGCAAAGUCAGGCCGCCGGUGAAAUACAAGGGCUACAAGGUGGGCAACGACACAGCAGGGGGGGAGGAGCCCGGGAAGAGGGGCAGGAAGAGGAAAUACCCCGACACUGAGCCCCGAUGCGAGGACUGUGGCAAAGUGUUCAAAAACCACCUGUUUUUAAAGAUUCACCAGAGGACUCACACAGGAGAGAAGCCUUUCCGGUGCCUGGUCUGUGGGAAGGGUUUCACCCAGAAGCACACGCUGCUGGUUCACCAGCGCAUGCACACGGGAGAAAAGCCCUUCGUCUGCACCGUCUGCGGCAAAGCGCUGUCCACCAAACACGCCCUGCAAGAGCACAUGAACCUCCACGAAGGAGGAAAAUCCUUUAGCUGUGACAAAUGUGGGAAGACCUUCACCCAGAAGAGGCAGCUCAAAAGCCAUUACCGAGUUCAUACAGGCAAAUCUCUGCCAGAAUGUGCUCAGUGUCGUCACAAGUUCAUGGACACGGCUCAGCUGAAGAAGCACCUGAGGACUCACACAGGUGAGAAGCCGUUCACCUGUGAGAUUUGUGGGAAGUGUUUUACAGCCAAGAGCACGCUGCAGACUCACAUCAGAAUUCACAGAGGAGAGAAACCGUACGACUGCACCAUCUGCAACAAAUCCUUCUCGGACCCGAGCGCCCGGCGACGACAUGUCGCCUCCCACUCGGGGAAGAAGCCCUUCACGUGCUCCUUCUGCAGCCUCUCGUUCACGCGCCUCGACAACCUGAAGACGCACAUCAAAUCGCACAACAAGGAACGAGCGAGCGAAGCGGCGCCAGAGGAGGAGGCGCGCGGCGUCCUGCAGCUGCAGCAGUACCAGCUGCCCUCCGGCUCGGAGCAGGAGAUCCAGCUGGUGGUGACGGGAGACGUGGACAACAUCAACUUUGUGCCGGGUCAGAACCAGGAGAUCAUCAUCGCCACAGAGGGGGACGCGGCGGACUCGGCCCACCCCAGGCUCACCCUCCUGGCCCAGUCGGCGCACCAGAACGUGGCUCUGGUCGCUCAGGACCAGAGCCCCCAGAUUCAGACUCUCAGCAUGCUGGAUGGUCACAUGACUCACCAGCCGGAGCAGAUGCACGUCAUCACCCUGAGCAAGGAGGCGAUGGAGCACCUGCAGGCCCACCACGGGCCCCAGCGGCCCGUCCAGCAGCUGCAGGUGGUGCACCAGCCCAUCCAGCACCUGGCCGUGGCUCAGGGCCCGCUGAGCCGGGAGCAACGCGGCCAGGCCAUUCACAUCAGCAGCCAGAGCAGCCAGCCCAUCUCCAUCAGCCAGACCCACGAGCAGAUCUCCAGCCACCACAUCCAGGGCCAGACGUUUCAGAUCCAGGCCGGGACCGUGUCCUACCUGUACACCACCGGGCAGGAGAGCUGAGUGCUGCUCCCUUGUAUUGUUAUUGGGCUAAUGGGCGCGCAAAAUGGUCAUAAUCCAGUUUUACUGCAGAUUAUAUACAAUGACAACUUUUAUUUUUCUUUUACUUCUCGUCAGAUUUACUAGUUGAAGGUUACAAAAAUCCAAUUACAAUAUUAAAUUGGCUAAUAUUCCCUUUUUACAUACACUAUUUUUGAUGAGGAGCCCUUGCAUUAGUUUUUUUAGGGAUUCUACCAAGCAGAAAAAUCUACAUCUGAAACAAAUGUCAAUCAAUAUUGUGUUGUAUGCAAAUAUCGACAUUUUGAAAGUGAAGUUGGGCACAUUUGUCAUUACAAAGGUUUCCUCUCAGGUCUUGGAUGGAUGUAAGUCUUUGAAAGACAGACAACUUAAAUCCAUUCCAGUUCACCAUCUCAUGCAGGUUUUGAAACCAUUGGUUUAAUAUAUUAAUUCAUCUGAAGACCUGUAAUAUGCUUUAAGAAAUGGUCAGCAGUAAAGCAAAAAUAAGCUUUUUGGAGAAAAAGAAAAACAUGUUAAAUCUAAAUAAUGGACUGACACAAUAUCUUGUUUUAUUGGGACAUUUUAUUUUCUAUUGAUAUAAACAAUUGUAUCAUUAUUAAUUUCACGUGAGACUGAAAAAUUUAUCAAAGCAGCAUAAUGAUGUUAAGGGAAGACGCAUGUACAGUAUAUGACUGGAAGACAUUCUUAAAUAUUAUGGAUAAUAAAAUGCCUUGUUGAAUGAC